UUUCGCUCUUCUUUUCAUUUUCGAAAUUCAAUUUUGUUUGUCUCAACUCAACAUUUUUCAUUAAAUAAUUCUCUUCUUCCAUAUAUGCAUUUCUUCUGCAACCUCUCAUCAUCAUCAUCAUCAUUAUGGUGGGUCUUUACUCUUCUAUAAGACCCAUUGCCUCCUCUUCUUCAUCUUCAUUUCAACCCGCUUUCACUUCUCGUCUUCUCUUUCUCCUUACCCUCCUCCCUCUCACUCUCGCUUCUUUCGCUUUCAUUCUUCAAUGGCGGGGCGAAUUCGCCGACCCGGUUGCUCGAUGGUCCCCCGAUCACCAUGAUUUCCCCGGCAUGAUCAACACUCUAACUGACUUCUCCGUCCGGAAAUUCGGGUCGGGUUGCGUUGACCUUCUGGGUCGGAGCAACAAUCCCUCGUUCCCUUAUUUUAGAGACUGGAAGUUUGAUUUCGGGUCGGAUCUGAAGCCUAAGAUAUGUAUUACAUCAAGCACUUCUGCUGGCCUAGAACAAACUUUACCAUGGAUCUUUUAUCACAAGGUUAUUGGUGUUUCAAAUUUUUUUCUUUUUGUGGAGGGCAAGGCUGCCUCUGCUAAUGUAUCCAAAAUUUUGGAAUCAAUUCCAGGGGUGAAAGUCAUAUUCAGAACAAGAGAAUUAGAGGAACAGCAAGCUAAAAGCCGCAUCUGGAAUGAGACUUGGUUGUCAAGCUUCUUCUACAAACCAUGCAAUUAUGAAUUAUUUGUGAAGCAAUCCCUGAAUAUGGAGAUGGCUAUUGUCAUGGCAAGGGAAGCGGGCAUGGAUUGGAUUUUUCAUCUUGACACUGAUGAGCUAAUACAUCCAGCAGGAACUCAAGAUUACUCCUUGAGAGAAUUGCUGUUAAAUGUACCUGGGCAUAUUGAUAUGGUCGUCUUCCCUAAUUAUGAGAGUAGUGUUGAGCGAGAUGAUAUCAAGGAACCUUUCAGUGAGGUGUCUAUGUUCAAGAAGAACUAUGACCAUCUUCCCAAAGAGACAUAUUUUGGCAAUUAUAAAGAUGCAACCCAUGGAAAUCCUAACUACUUUGUAACGUAUGGAAAUGGGAAAUCAGCUGCUCGUAUUCAAGAUCAUCUUCGUCCGCAUGGUGCCCACAGAUGGCACAACUACAUGAAGAACCCAAAUGAGAUCAAAUUGGAUGAGGCUGCUGUCCUGCAUUACACAUAUACCAAAUUUUCUGAUUUGACUUCAAGACGUGACCGGUGUGGCUGCAAGCCUACAAAGGAGGAUGUUAAAAGAUGCUUCAUGCUGGAAUUUGACAGAGCUGCAUUUAUAAUUGCCUCAACUGCAACAGAGGAGGAGAUGUUGCACUGGUAUCGUGAGCACAUUGUGUGGACUGAUAAAACCCUGAAUGUCAAACUUCUGAAGAAGGGCAUCUUGACUCGCAUUUAUGCUCCCAUGGCCAUUAUUAAAGCAAUGAAAGAAUCUGGGGCUUUCAGUUCGGUAAUUGCAUCAGUGGAGAUGGGCCUCUCAAAGGAUGCGUUUUUACCAUCCAUUGAAAGUAGCAACACUACUAGAGAAGUUAAGUCUGGAAUAAUGUCAUCAAGAAAGAUUGGUCAUAACAGUAAAUCUCAGGCAACUGCAAGAAAGGUCUUGAAGUUUUCUAAUGAUGUGACUUACACUUCAGCAAUUCCACCACAAUCUCCUCCUGGCCUGGAUGAAGUUGACUUUGAUACAUAGUCCAUUACAGACCACAAUUGAGUGAUGCCUAAUUUUUACCUGGCUUCUGUGUCGAAGAAGGAUCAAAUUUUGAAACAAUGUCUAAAGAGAGAGAGAACUCAAGGCAGUGUUGUGAUGUGGCAUCACAUUGUUCAGUUUCAUGGAGCUCUUCCCGAUCAUUACCCAAGCGCCGAUGUACAUUUCAGGUUUAGAUUGUAGGUUUUAUAGAGUUAGAUGUAGAGCGGGCUUUUUUUUUUUCUUAUUACAUUUUAAAAAUUGCUUUGGAUUACAACUUUGGUUCGUAAUCUGAAGUUAUAUUCUGUCAUAUUUGUUUAACCACAAUUUACAUUGUUUAGGCCCCAUUCUUCUUCAUAUUAAAAAUGGUCUUCUUCAUUGCAUUUAGUCUUAAUUUUUUUUCCUGCCUAAAACUGUUGCUCUUCUUGUAAUUGGUCUUUUCUCUUGAAUUUUCUGUGAGACAUUCUAUCUAUGAGAAUAGCAAUUUAUUCA
This is a messenger RNA of Mangifera indica (mango), 2186 nucleotides long. RefSeq names its product glycosyltransferase-like At3g57200. NCBI's taxonomy places the organism in Eukaryota, Viridiplantae, Streptophyta, Magnoliopsida, Sapindales, Anacardiaceae. The transcript is spliced from 11 exons. Gene Ontology annotation, biological process: cellulose biosynthetic process; response to abscisic acid. The coding region runs from base 126 to 1700 and encodes 524 amino acids. The record is from RefSeq and is a predicted model, not a curated record.